UGAAGCUCAUGGUCGGGCAAAGGCGCUCGGAAGAAGUAGCGGACCCAAACUUGGAGCCCAAACCAGCGUCGCGAGCGCUCAAGCAGGCGUUGCUGGUGGCGCUGCAGUGUGUGGAUCCGGACUCGUCGAAGCGGCCCAAGAUGGGGCACGUCGUUCACAUGCUCGAGGCGGACGAGUACCCGUAUCGCGACGACCGGCGAGCGGCAAGUACCACUCCCGCCACAAAUCGCCCACCAAAGUCAGCGAGAGGCGUCCAUCAAGAGCAGCAGCACUACAGGGCAGCAGAGUUGCAGUCACGGUCGGUAUAUUAACUCGAAGGUUGUCAACUUGAGAGGAAAGAAAGAAAAAAAGAGCACAGAUCAUUCAGGUAUAAAUCAAAGAGGCUGACAAUUUCUGUUGUGGAGACGGUUCCAGGUGAUGAAUUUGAGAGAGGAGUGUUGUACCACACA
Messenger RNA from Selaginella moellendorffii, 449 nucleotides. RefSeq names its product probable serine/threonine-protein kinase At1g01540. The record is from RefSeq and is a predicted model, not a curated record. The transcript has 2 exons. NCBI's taxonomy places the organism in Eukaryota, Viridiplantae, Streptophyta, Lycopodiopsida, Selaginellales, Selaginellaceae. Bases 9 to 311 code for a protein of 100 amino acids.